AAAUGUGGCAUCCUUGGUCUGAUUGGACGUUCAUUUGCGUGCAGGAGGAUUUGCGAAAUUCGGAAGGAAUUUGCAUUGUUUUUCAUGCAUUUCAUUCCAUUUGCGAGUGUUGAUAUUGAAUAAUGGCACAGAAAAGGAGUAAGAUGUGCUCACAUAUCGGCAAUCAGAAUGUUUUGGAGAUAAAGAAGCUUGAAAAGGUAAAGACUUGUGCGGAUUGCGAUUAUUCGGGACCGAAUUUAUGGAUCUGUCUGCAACGCAAUUGUUUACGCGUCGGGUGCUCUGAGCAAGCGAAUGACCACAGCACUGAACAUUUUCAACUGAACAACUGCCAUUGCCUUCACAUGAACAUGUCAUCCCAGAGGCUGUGGUGUUAUUUAUGUGAACGAGAAGUUUUUAUUGACGCGAAGCCAACUUUGACAGAAGAUCCUUUCUUAACGGCUAUGCGAUCCACAGUCGUAAUGCCAAGAGAUGAAAAUGAUAACAGUGCUGGAAAUGAUGGUGAGGAAGAAGAUACUGAGCAGAUUCCAACAGUCACUACGGGGUUGGUUGGGUUGCAAAACAUCGCUAAUACUUGUUACAUGAACUCUGCUCUUCAAGCUCUUAGUAACGUGCAGCCUAUGACACAUUACUUCCUUAAUUGCAGUGAUUUAGUGGAGCAUAUUGUUGAACAAAGCUCUAGUCGCAAUAAAGUCGGUCUCGCUAAAAGUUACCAGCGUUUAAUGCAUGAUAUAUGGUGCAGAAAUGGUUUUAGUAAAGAUUACAUUGCACCUCGGGGAAUAUUGUAUGGAAUUCGAAGCGUCCACCCGAUGUUUCGUGGCUUUCAGCAACAUGAUACCCAGGAAUUUUUACGUUGUUUUAUGGAUCAAUUGCAUGAGGAAUUAAAGGAAAAUAGCCCUAUAUUACCGAUAAUCUCACGGGCUAGAGAUGCAGUAGCUAAAAUGCAUACAUCAGAGGAGAACGCCGAAAGAGACUCUGUGUCUCAAUGUAGUUCCGUUUCUGACUCUGAAUAUGAAACAUGUGAUAGUAGCCUUUCUCAACAUUCGACCAACUCAAGGGACAAUUACAUUAUAAUAAUUCAGAACGAAACCGAAGACCAAAAAAAAACGCAUUCAAGUUCAUCUCAGCCACAAGCAGUCGUUCAUUCUAUUAUAAGUGAUAUAUUUGAUGGAAAGUUACUUUCCUCAGUGCAAUGCCUAACUUGCGAUCGGAUAUCGACACGAGAAGAAACUUUCCAGGAUCUAUCGCUCCCCAUUCCAAACCGGGAUUACUUAAAUAUGAUUCAUCAAACCCACAGUUUAAGUGCCCAAAGUCUUAAUUCAAUCGACACUUUGGCACCAAAUAAUUCAGAUGGCUGGUUUUCCUGGUUUUGGAAACUAUUUCGUUCUUGGUUAUGGGGUCCUUCCGUAACGUUAUAUGACUGCAUGUCAAGUUUUUUUAGUGCAGACGAACUCAAGGGCGACAACAUGUAUAGUUGCGAAAGAUGUAAUAAACUAAGGACUGGGAUUAAGUACUCACAAAUUCUGGAACUGCCUGAGGUACUAUGCAUCCAUCUGAAAAGAUUUCGACAUGACCUGUCGUAUAGCUCGAAAAUAUCUUCGCCGGUUCAAUUUCCACUGGAAGGGUUUGAUAUGAAACAAUAUUUACAUAAAGAUUGUAAAUCGUCUGUCACUUCUUAUAAUUUGGUUUCUGUGAUUUGCCAUCAUGGCACAGUAGGUGGUGGUCACUAUACCUGCUUUGCGCGCAAUCCUGUUACAGAUCGUUGGUAUCAAUAUGAUGAUCAACACGUUACGGAAGUACCACCCAGCGCUAUUCAGAAUUGUCAAGCUUAUGUAAUUUUUUAUAGAAAACAUAACCCGCAAAUGGAUUUUAUACGAGCGAAAGCAAACGAGAUAUCUGUUCUAAAUCCCGUACACACAGCAGAAAUACGGUUUUACGUAGCGCGGGAGUGGUUAUCUAGAUUUAGUACGUUUGCAGAGCCUGGACCAAUUAAUAACUGGACAAUACUAUGUUCCCAUGGUGGUCUCUUACAGUCAAAGAUGGCUUUGCUUGAUCAGAUCGCUGUACCAAUAUCUCAACCCUUAUGGGACUUUCUAUAUUGCACAUUUGGUGGCGGUCCAGCGAUAAAUAUGCUGUUUGAAUGUGAAAUUUGCAAAAGAGCAGCUGAAGCUUUAAAAAGACGUCAGAUUUACGAACUAUGUGUGUUCACAAAAUUUACAGGCAUGGAUGCAGAACCUGACUGUGGUGCAAUAUAUGCCAUAUCAAUGCCAUGGUUACGAAAAUGGCAGCAAUUUGCCCGCGGUGUUACCCAUAAGGAACCAGGUCCUAUUUCUAAUGCUAACAUUGUUCUGACGACAGAUGCGAAUCAAACGUCUACAAUACGACAAGUGCGGCCGGGUUCUGACUAUGCUCAGGUGAAUGCUCUUUUAUGGCGAUUUUUCUAUGGAAUUUACGGAGGUGGACCGGAAAUAAUGCUUCGUGGGUCGGUUACUGAAGAGAUUGAAAUCAUUGACCAGGAUGAAGAAGACAAUUGCGACCACCUGGCGGAUAAAUUAAAUUUUUCGGAUACUGAAAGCAAUAUUGGAAAUUUAAAUUCUGUUGACUUGAACGAAACAGAACUUACCCAAGAUAACCUCGUUUCCGAUAAUAAUAGUUUAGAGGCUGGCACACGCUCGCCUACAAUACGAGCGAAUUAUGGGAAUUUCAAAGAAAAUAGACAUGUAAAACACUAUGUAACCAAUGGAAAAAAAUUACGGCCCCCAUUACUUAGAAAUAGUCUUCGUAAAAAAAAUACCAAAGGUAGAAAUGCAAUCAAAAGUGCUUUUGGACCGACAGGAAACUAUAAUUCUCGUAAAAACUUCGACAGUGUAGAAAAUGCUCCAGAGGGAAAGGCGCACACACAUUCCACAUACACAAAUGAUACUGAAUCCGACUCAAAACAGAGUGCAUUUAGGGUAAAUCAAAAACAAUCAUUCCCAGCUCAAAAAAAGUCCAGGAAACCUUAUACAAAACACAACUAUAGUGAAAGCUUAGGAUCUUAUUCUGAAGAAAUUGUAGCUGUUCAUGCGGGGCAUCCAAGAAGUAGAUCAAAGAGCAAAGAUAUUAUCACUCUUCAGAAAUUUGUUCAAUUGCCAGAAUCCAGUGAGUCCACCGAAACUGAUAUUUAAAAAAUUCCUAUUUUCGGUAUGGUCAUUAUAAUUUUAGUUGAGUUAAUUAUGUUGGGCAAUAUGUGUAUCUAUGUAUUUUUAUAUUAGUAAGUGUUUUAUAUAUAUGUAAAUUUGUCAAUGUAUGUACAUAUGUACUUCAAUAAAGAAUGUGUCGAUUAGACAGAGGCUAUUGUAUACAAUCA
This is a messenger RNA of Rhagoletis pomonella (apple maggot), 3346 nucleotides long. RefSeq names its product ubiquitin carboxyl-terminal hydrolase 20 (gene Usp20-33). Gene Ontology annotation, biological process: protein deubiquitination. Lineage: Eukaryota; Metazoa; Arthropoda; Insecta; Diptera; Tephritidae. The record is from RefSeq and is a predicted model, not a curated record. Gene Ontology annotation, molecular function: zinc ion binding; cysteine-type deubiquitinase activity.